ACGGAGGGAGUCAUUCGCGGCCCGGCGGCGCGAGGAGUCGGAGGGCGAGCGCGGAGGGCGGGCCCCACUGAGGCCCGUCGCGGCUAGUGCGCACUCUGGGGGCGGUGGCAGGAUCCAAGGCCCAGCCCUUCGAGAGACAACAUGGUGUCGUGCAUCAUUUCCCGAGUCGUCGUGUUGGUCUUUGGGAUGCUGUAUCCUGCUUAUUAUUCCUACAAAGCUGUAAAAACAAAAAAUGUCAAGGAAUAUGUGCGGUGGAUGAUGUAUUGGAUUGUGUUUGCUCUUUAUACAAUUACUGAAACAGUAGCUGACCUCCUGAUCUCUUGGUUUCCACUCUACUAUGAACUGAAGAUUGCUUUUGUUAUUUGGUUGCUGUCUCCGUAUACAAGAGGGGCAAGUUUAAUAUAUAGGAAGUUUCUUCAUCCUCUUCUUUCUUCAAAAGAAAGGGAGAUCGAUGAGUGUAUUGUGCAAGCCAAAGAACAUGCUUAUGAAACUAUGGUGAACUUUGGUAAACAAGGCUUAAACUUAGCUGCUACUGCUGCAGUGACUGCAGCUGUAAAGGGUCAAGGGGCAAUAUCAGAAAAGCUGCGGAGUUUCAGUAUGCACGACCUCACAGCAAUCCCAGAUGAUGAACCAAUGGGACAAAGGCACUACCAAACUUUGCCUGCUACCAAAAAGAAAAGCAAAACCUCCACUCCCAGCGAACCCUUAGGUUAUGGUAUUCCAAUAAAAGAUUCUGAAGAUGAUAAAACAGAUGAAGAGAGGGAAGGGACAUAUUCAGAGGAUGAGAUGUUUGCUCAGAGAGGUCUCCGUCGAACACAAAGUAUGAAAUCUGUAAAAACGAUAAAAGGACGCAAAGAGGUGCGAUAUGGCUCACUAAAAUACAAAACGAAGAGAAGGCCGCAAGUGUGCUUCUAAAUCUUUCAACUAAAAGCAAACAUCUGCACUAAGUUUUCUGCAGGGCUCCUGUGUUCUGGUCCUGUGCGCAGGGCUUUUCCCAUUCUCUGAAGAGAAACCGUUGGUAUUUACUGUAUGUGGAUUCCUAUUCUCAACAUAGAGCUUUAUUUCAGUCAUGCAAGAGAAAGGAAAAGUCCCCCUCGAUGCAUGUUGUGCUUCAGUUUCAUAGAUACCAAAAAUGCAGUUACAUUUUUUUCUUUUAAGAGAGGAACAUAGUCACAUUUUAUUAAAAAAAGAAACUUCUUGUGAAUAUGGAUAACACAUUAGAUUUCUGUGCUUCAUAAAUUAAAUUAUUUCACGGCAGAUUCUUAAUUGUGGCUUCCAUAAAUGAGUGCUUUCAAUGUUGGCUGAUGUCCAACGCUUAAAAAAAAUGGCACAUCUGUAGAAUUUCUGUACUAUGUUGGAAAGCUGCUUGUUGAAUGCAUUGUAUUUUUAAAUUCCUGCAGUUGUCAAAGUCCAGUGCAUGAAAAAUGAGUGAAGGACAUGGGGCAUAUUUUGGAACUAAUCCUCUGAAUGGCUUGGAUCCAAAGAGCUGUUUAAGGUCAUGGAAGAGGGUUGCAUCACCCUGUGGAAUCGGCCAUUUUCAUUCCAUUUUGAAAUUCCUCUCAAUGUCGUGACAUGAAGAUACUGUUGUUCAGUGUGAAGACUGUCUUGGGUUUCACUUGUUCCUAUGAGGCUUCUGUAUUGUUUACCUUAAUGGUUUGAGUUAGCUUGUGCAUUUGGCAUAGCUGAUGAUGAAAAUCAUAGUUAUCUGUUUCUGUACAGAUUUUCAUACAGGAAAUCUUACAGCAUUCCUUGCAGAUGCUGAGAAUUGAAGCUAGGAAUUUCUGUAUGCAAAAUGUGUGCUCGCUAAUUAAUACCUUUGUAUCAACUACUAAUUAUGAAUGUACCAAAACAGGUUAAAGGAUGCUGCUAGGUUUCCUUUGAGUUAGUUUCUGUCUAUUAUAUGUAAAAAGGAAUAGGAAUAUAUUGAAUAGAAAAAAAUCAGAUUCUGCAGUCAGGUAUGUUUUAUCAUGUAUUAGACACAAAUUUAAUAUGAAAACCCACAUCUAAACAGUACUUCUUUUUAAAAAAGUCAGACUUUGAAUUCUUAGGCUGUUUUUUAAAUCCUGCAUGUUUGUAUGGUUGGUUGGUUGGUUUUUUUACUUUGUUUGGGUAACCAUUUUUCAUGUACAACAAAGCUGAAGGGCUGUGCUUAGAUGUGUAAGCGACAGGAGAAAACUGGAGUACUCCAGCUGUUCGACUAGUAGGCAGGCUGGAAAGCCCUACUCUGUAUAGCUGACGUUGACUGCCUACUUAGUCCUUUUCUCAGAGCAACAUGUGGAAUUCUUUUAAAUUCAUGCAUGCAUUUAAGGUAUGGUUCUGAAAUGGUAGUUUGGAAAACAUUGCUCUUUGCUAGUUUCUUGAAAGAUAACUUGCCUUUGCUGGUCAAGUAAGUCUUCUUGUCUCUUAGGAUAACACGCUUUAGUAUUGCAUCUGGGUGUAAGAAUCAUGGCAAGUGCUUAUUAAAUAGUAUUUAACAACUAAUGAAAUGAGAUUGACAUUUUAAGGUUUAUCAUAGCUGUAAAUCCUAGCAACUUUUUAAAAGGAACACUUGAAAAAAAUGGUUGUUUUAUCACUUGAGACUAGGCUUUAAGCAAAGGUAAAUAGAUCCCAAAGGAAGAUAAGUUGCUUGUGGCUUACUAAGAAACUUGCAGAAAACUCAGGCAAAAUAUAUAAUGUUCUCUGGGGAAGAGCUAACAAGUCAGUAUGGCAUCCUGGAGGUCUCUCCAGUAUACGAAAGUAAAUUACUGUUUCUAUAUUAUUGUGGACAUCAGAAAUAGAUUUUAUCACAGAAAGACAGCCUGCUUUUACAUUUCAUUGUAUUUAUUAGUGUGGUUAUGUUGGGUAUAGGAAGAAUGGAAUGUGAUUAAAAAGCAUACAAUAAACCCAAGAUGUCCUAGCAUUAUCUUUCACAAGUUUUCCCAUGUUCUAGAUCUUUGAUUGGUAAACUUUACAUCAGUUAAAAAAUAUGUUCAGCAUACUGACAACCUUCAGUUGUGGGGAAAAAAAUUCUGCUUUUGUUUCAACAUUCAUCUUAGUUUCGUGUUUCAUUUUAGGACAUUUGCCACUUACUAUGUAGAAAAGCUCAUUGUACUAAGUCAGACAAAUAAUCAUCCAAACUUGUAUCUUCCUCCAGAUCAAACCAGGUAAUUUCAACAACUAUUGAGUAAGAUGGCAUUUCAGACUUAAAAAAAAAUUAUCUAGGUCUUGUCAAAUAGAUUUGAUCUGGCAGUGAAAAAGGUAGACUUAUUGGCUAUUUUUAAGUUCUUCCUAUCUAUAUUAUUGUAUAAGAAAAUACAUUAGGUAGUAGAUUUUUUCAGCUACAGGGGGUAAACAGUGCUUCCUCUCUAAAAGCCACAGAGGCAUGACUGUAGAUAUUGCCAGGGUUGACAGGGCUGUAUUUUUUGGCAUUUUGCAUUUCCUUGUGAAGUGUUAAAGGCUGAAAUUUUGCUGCUUAACCCCAGUGGGUGUGAGAGAGUUUUUAAAUAGUACAGUAGUUUCUUCAAAUUUCAGUCAGGUUUAAGAUACUUAUUUACUCCUUAAAACCCUCCCCUGGGUAUUGCAAAUGGAAUCGAGAGUGCGCCACAUCUGGCCCGCAGAUUGUCCACCUAUCAUACAUCUGGUGUUGUCAGAGAAGUGCUUGUGUUUUGGACUGUAGCUCUGAGAGGCUCUCGCCUGUAUGGCCAAUAUUCAGGGAUUCUGAGAGUUGCCCCCCAAACAAGAAAUGUGUAAAGUUUAAACAUUUUUAAUAUGGGUGCACUUUAAGGAAAACUCUUACUAGGCAAAUUCCCACAGCAUAGACACUGAGGCAUCAAAAGACUCAGGACUCUUCCCAUGAAACUACAAGUGGUACAAUGCUCAAAGGAGGUAUCGUUCAUUGAGCUAAAUGUCACUGUGUCACCACCAGCCCUAUCUUCUUUUUUAGCUUCUUGGAUUAUAUAAUAGCAAGAUAGUUGCUAAAAAAAUAAUGUAAUGGUUAUACCAUACUGAUUUACAUGCUUUACCCAAGAUACAGGGCUUCCACUAAGUCAAUAUAUUAACAAGUAUUAUGCAAAAGAAAUAUGCAAAGGGAACAAUGGACUGCUUCAAUUUAACAAUUUUUAACAAAUGCAAUUUCAACAUUUGGACUCACAAUUUUAAAGUCUGUAAAGCUUUAACUUUUCUAUCUGUAAUAACUACAAACUUGUUUAUGUAUUUGUAGUACUGAGAGGUCUUUUUCUAGAAUUUUGUACUGAUAACUACUAUAUCUUCAUAAUUGCUAUUUGUGAAGAUGCAAUGGCUUAUAUUUUAAAAAUGUUACUUAAUAAAAUGAAUAUUUUCAUUGGG
This is a messenger RNA of Candoia aspera, 4323 nucleotides long. RefSeq names its product receptor accessory protein 3 (gene REEP3). The record is from RefSeq and is a predicted model, not a curated record. Gene Ontology annotation, cellular component: endoplasmic reticulum membrane; cytoplasmic microtubule. Bases 142 to 915 code for a protein of 257 amino acids. Gene Ontology annotation, molecular function: microtubule binding. NCBI's taxonomy places the organism in Eukaryota, Metazoa, Chordata, Lepidosauria, Squamata, Candoiidae. The transcript is spliced from 8 exons.